Molecule: messenger RNA, 849 nt
Organism: Xylaria bambusicola
Lineage: Eukaryota; Fungi; Ascomycota; Sordariomycetes; Xylariales; Xylariaceae
Product: oxidoreductase
Exons: 4
Coding region: 1-849 (282 amino acids)
Source: RefSeq, a predicted model, not a curated record
AUGGCUUGGAAUUGCGACAAGUGCAAAGAUACUUUGAAGUUCGUUGCAGAAUUCGAGGAUACUAUUGUUGGCAAUAAGCAACUGGCUUACUGGAGUGGUAUUGGCUGUGAAUCAGCUCUGGCCUUUGCAGAGAGAGGGGUUCGUGUAGCUGUGUUUGCUGACUUGAAUCUGGACGCUGCGUUAACCGCGUCUGAGCGAAGCAAAGACAUUGCAACAGCAAAAGAUUGCGAGACAGUUGCUCUUCAUGUUCCUCAGAGGGUAGCGGCCGACAUAUUGACUGUGAACGAGCCGGACUAUAAUUAUUUACAAGAGAUCAAUUUGAAAGGUAUCUUACAUUGCUUACAGAAAGAUAUCAGCGCCAUGAAAGACCAAGAGGCACAGUUUGCGGAAGGACGCUCUGGGCGACGCGAAGUUGGACCAGGGGCCAUCAUCAAUAUCACCUCCCUAUCCGCCCUCUCUGGCACGGUACAGUCAACGACCUAUGUAGCAAGCAAGUUUGCUGCACGGGGGAUUAUCAAAUGUGACGCUCUUGAAAACUGCGCAAGUGGCCUUCGAAUAAACGAAGUAUGUUUGGGUUUUACCAAUACGCCUAUGUUACAACGAGGGAUCCAGAAGCAGCCUGGGGGUGGCGAGAUUCUUAAUAAGUCCAUGCUUUUGGGAUGUGUUGCCAUGCCCGAAGAGAUUGCCAGUGUUGUACAUUUCUUGGCAAGCCCAAGUGCGAGCUUCAUAACCUGCCGGUCGAUUGCUGUCGACGCUGGAGUGUCAGUCAACGUUCUCACUCGAACUUUCUUUUUCAGCGAUUGGACCGAAACUGAGAGCUGUUUGGUACAAAUCUGGAUCGAAAUAUGA